Mangifera indica (mango) is the source of this 1403-nucleotide messenger RNA. RefSeq names its product polygalacturonase inhibitor-like. Bases 104 to 1093 code for a protein of 329 amino acids. The transcript has a single exon. The record is from RefSeq and is a predicted model, not a curated record. Lineage: Eukaryota; Viridiplantae; Streptophyta; Magnoliopsida; Sapindales; Anacardiaceae. Gene Ontology annotation, molecular function: protein binding.
UACAUCAUUUUCUACAGGACAAGCAAAGCCAAUGCCACAUUAUAAAUGUCCAUCUCUGUAUUAACUUCUCAUCAAAACAAAAAUCACCGUCUGAAAGCAAAACAUGAACACUAACAGUGGUCUACUUUUGUUUCUCUUCAUCUUCUCUACCCUCCUCCACUCUUCUCUCUCUGAUCACUGCAAUCCAGAUGACAAAAAGGUUCUUCUCAAAAUAAAAAAGGCCUUUAACAAUCCUUACAUACUCGCUUCUUGGAACCCAGAUGCUGAUUGUUGUGACUGGUAUUGUGUCACUUGUGAUCUCACCACCCACCGCAUUAACUCUCUCACCAUCUUCGCAGGAGAUCUUCCCGGUCAAAUCCCCGCUGAAGUCGGUGAUCUUCCUUUUCUUGAAACGCUAGAGUUUCAUAAGCUAACCGGCCUUACUGGGCCUAUACAACCAGCCAUUGUCAAACUCAAGAACCUCAAAUUUCUUCGUCUUAGCUGGACAAAUAUUUCUGGCUCAGUACCAGACUUCCUUAGCGAACUUAAAAACUUAACAUUCUUGGAUCUUGCGUUUAACAAUCUUUCUGGCUCAAUCCCCAGUUCCCUUUCAAAGUUGCAAAAUCUUGGUGCUCUUCAUUUGGAUAGAAACAAGCUUACAGGUCCAAUCCCACAGUCUUUUGGUGCAUUCAGUGGCAAAGUACCAUCGCUCUACUUGUCACACAACCAACUCUCUGGUAAAAUACCUCCCUCUUUAGGCAACAUGGAUUUUGAGGUCAUUGAUUUGUCUAGAAACAAACUUGAAGGCGAUGCUUCGUUUUUGUUCGGGAUAAACAAGACAACAGGGCAAUUGGAUGUUUCUAGAAACUUGUUGGCGUUUAAUCUGUCAAAGGUUGAAUUUCCAACGAGCUUGACAUAUUUGGACCUGAAUCACAACAAGAUCUUCGGGAGUAUUCCAACGCAACUGACUUCACUGGAUUUACAAUUCUUAAACGUAAGUUAUAACAGGUUGUGUGGGCAGAUUCCGGUGGGAGGGAAGUUGCAGAGCUUCGACAAUUAUACGUAUUUUCAUAACAAGUGUCUGUGUGGUGCACCGCUUGAAAGCUGCAAGUGAGUGCAGUAACCGGAAAGCAGACGGCUUUAUAAUUAAAGGCCGAUGGAUCCAUCCGCAUCCUUUUUAUCUCUUCAUUUCCAGUCUAUUUAAACAUUGUGAUCAUAUCAUAGCUGUUCGGUGGAGCGGUCGUAUGAUUAAAAUAAUAAAACAGAACCAUGGAAUCCCUCUGCAAGGAAGAGUUUUACUGUUUAACAUCCAGACAUGAAAACAAUAAAAAAACUAAAAGAGGUUAUGUCUGAUAUGAAUUAUUGUUUAUUUCUCAUACUAGUAAGAAUGAUAUAAAAAAGAACCAUGGAAUUCCUUUUCUUCU